Molecule: messenger RNA, 1236 nt
Organism: Penicillium subrubescens
Lineage: Eukaryota; Fungi; Ascomycota; Eurotiomycetes; Eurotiales; Aspergillaceae
Product: putative PP-loop ATPase superfamily protein
Exons: 1
Coding region: 1-1236 (411 amino acids)
Biological process (GO): tRNA wobble position uridine thiolation
Cellular component (GO): mitochondrion; cytosolic tRNA wobble base thiouridylase complex
Molecular function (GO): tRNA binding
Source: RefSeq, a predicted model, not a curated record
AUGGCUCCAACGACGUGUUUCAACUGCAAGGAGGCCCGGGCGGUUAUAAUCCGCCCUAAGAACCGACACAAGCUCUGCCGAACGUGCUUCCUGGAGGUAUUCGAGACCGAAGUCCACGAGACGAUCAUCGGCACCAACCUAUUCUGCCCCGGAGAACGAGUCGCGAUAGGCGCCAGCGGUGGCAAGGACAGUACUGUACUAGCAGCAGUCCUGAAGACACUAAACGAGCGAUACGGAUAUGGACUGGACCUGUGUCUUCUGUCCAUCGAUGAGGGUAUCCGUGGCUAUCGCGACGACAGCCUGGAAACCGUCAAGCGCAAUGCGGUGCAGUACGACAUGCCGCUAGAGAUACUUGGAUACGGGGAGCUUUACGGGUGGACUAUGGAUCAGGUGGUGGCACAAAUUGGCAAGAAGGGCAACUGCACAUACUGCGGUGUAUUCCGGCGACAGGCUCUUGAUCGGGGCGCGGCGAAAUUAGGCAUCAAGCAUGUCGUGACUGGACAUAAUGCGGACGAUGUCGCGGAGACUGUCAUGAUGAACCUUCUCCGCGCUGACUUGCCGCGCUUGUCUCGAGGAACGAGUAUUGUGACUGAAUCCGGCGCAUCGGAUAUCAAGCGCAGUAAGCCGUUGAAAUACGCCUAUGAGAAAGAGAUCGUGCUCUACGCCCACCACCGCCAACUCGAUUACUUUUCUACCGAGUGUAUCUAUUCCCCAGAGGCAUUCCGGGGUAGCGCUCGAACCCUGAUCAAAGACCUGGAGAAAAUUCGACCUAGUUCGAUCUUGGAUAUCGUGAAGAGUGGCGAGGAUAUGGCUGCCCUCGUGCCGCAAGAAGUCAACCAGAGCGGCAAGAAAUGCGGGUCGACUGCAGCCGCUGAAGACGACGUUGGUGGUUGUGGAAGUCAGAACGGACGUACCAGUGGUGGUGAGAUGGCCGCUAUGGAGAAGGAACUGGCUGAAAAUGAGUCUGCCGAGUCCCGUGAGACUGAAAUUCGCCUACCCAAGGGCCAGCCUUUGAAUGUCUCUCAGCAAAAAGUGGUCAAGAAACAGACUCUUGGUCAUUGCGAACGCUGCGGAUAUCUCUCGAGCCAGCGUAUCUGCAAAGCAUGCAAUCUCUUGGAUGGUCUGAACCGAAACAGGCCCAAGACUGCAAUCGAAGUUAGCGUCGGGAUGGAAGACGAGGAGAGCAGCUCCACGCUCAUGAGACAGAUGGAACGGACUCAGUUGACCAACAGUUGA